Messenger RNA from Dromiciops gliroides (monito del monte), 2059 nucleotides. RefSeq names its product rho-related GTP-binding protein RhoG-like. Gene Ontology annotation, cellular component: cytoskeleton; cytoplasmic vesicle; plasma membrane. Gene Ontology annotation, biological process: establishment or maintenance of cell polarity; actin filament organization; regulation of cell shape. Lineage: Eukaryota; Metazoa; Chordata; Mammalia; Microbiotheria; Microbiotheriidae. The record is from RefSeq and is a predicted model, not a curated record. Gene Ontology annotation, molecular function: GTP binding; GTPase activity; protein kinase binding.
AUGGGGCCUGAGGGAGGAGGCAGCUGCAGCGGCGGAGGCUUGGGAUCGGGAUCAGGUCCGGGCACCCCCCUCCCUUUUUAUUUCCCCACACCCCAUCCCGCGUCCCCCCGGGGCUGCCCCUGGGGAGGGAAGCGGGUUGACCAGUGUGGGGCAGGGGCGGUGAGGAAUUUGCCUCAUCUGUAUGACCAAUGUCCAGUGCUGUUGUCUGUUCAGUCAGAGGCUGGGGGAAGGAUCUUAUCAGAUCAAAACUCCAAGAGAGCAGCAAGUGUGGGUGAUGGGGCAGUGGGCAAGACGUGCCUUCUUAUCUGUUAUGCUACCAAUGCCUUCCCUAAAAAGUACAUCCCAACAGUGUUCAACAACUACAGUGCCCAAAGCACUGAUGAGCACACAGUCAGUCUUGACCUGUGGGACACAGCAGGCCAGGAGGAAUAUGACCGGCUACAUGCCAUGUCCUGUCCCCAGACCAGUGUCUUUGUCAUCUGUUUCUCCAUUGCCGGCCUACCUUCUUAUGAGAAGGUGCAGCACAAGUGGUACCCAGAAGUAUGUCACCACUGCCCUGAUGUGCCCAUUCUGCUCAUGGGCACCAAGAAGGACCUGUGGGCCCAGCCAGAUGCCAUAAGGCAGCUGAAGGAACAGGGCCAGGCACCCAUCACACCCCCAGUAGGGCGUGGCCCUGAGCAACCAUGCCUGAUCCAAGCUGUUCACUACCUAUGCUCUGCACUGCAGCAGGAUGGCAUCAAAGAAAUGUUUGCUGAGGCCAUCCAGGCUGUGCUCAAUCCAACACCACUCAAGUGGGGCUGUUCCUGUUUCCUCUUAUGACUCCCCUCCCCCUGCUGGCCCUGUCCUGGGGCUUGUCAUCUGUCCAUUUUCCUGCCUCCCUUUCCCUUGGCCACCCCCUUCUUCCUCCAGGCCUGAUUGGCUCCUCAUUCUCCCUUCAGCCAUGUGCCCUCCCCCCCAACCAAUGUCUAUGCCUUCCUCAUCAGAGGAAGGGAGAGAGGGAUAGGAGCCAACAUUCCAGCCCCCUUUCUCUGGGCAGUCUUUACAUUCAAUUUAGUGAACAUUUACCAACCUCAUCCUAUGUACAGGGCUGUGUUCAGGUGCUGCGAAUUCAGACAUGAAAAAUGACAGUGCCUGCUCUCCUGGCGUUUACAGUCUAUUGUCCUUCUGUCCCUGGCACUCAGAGCUGAAGAAGUCCUGUUGUGGCAGGAUGUCUGUUUGUGGGGAGGGCCUUUUCCAGCUCUCCUACUCCAUCAUUCCAUCAGUUUUCAGUGAGCUUCCUUGGGCCUCAGGAGACUUUCUGAGCUUCUCUACAUCUAAGGUGCUUCUGGAGACCCAUCCCACUCUGGACAUCCCUGCUCCAGCCUGGCUACCAUGCUCAGGACACACCCCAUCCCUCUUGCCAGGAUAGGACCACAGGAUCCUGAGAAGAGAGGGAGCCAGCCAGCAAAAGCCCACCUGAAGAAGGGUUGAGGAGAGCCAGUUGCCUCCCAAUUCCCCAUUUACAAACCCACCAACAAACUUUGCCCAUAUACUCUGGGGUUCUGAAAGAGGUGGGAGGACUUGUCCUAUCACACUAGCUCCCUCAACCCUUUCCCUGAGUGCAUUAAUAAAACCUCCUUGUCUUAAAAAAAAAGAAAAAUAUAAAAAUGAAAAAAUAAUAAAAUUCAUACAUAAUAAAAAAAGGUCAAGAAUAUCAAAGGAAUUAAUGAAAAAUGUAAAGGAAGGAGGUUUAGCAGUAGCAGAUCUUAAACAAUAUUACAAGGCAGUAAAUAUCAAAUUUAUCUGGUACUCUCUAAGAAACAGAAAGGUGGAUCAGUGUAACAGAGUAGACAAUGCACAAUAGUAAAUGAUUAUAGUAACCUUGUGUUUGACAAAUGUAAAGAGUUAAGCUUUUGGGAUAAGAAUUUACUAGUUGACAAAAAAUGUUGGAAAAACUGGAACCAGUCUGGCAGAAAUUGGGUAAUUUACCAAGAUAAGGUCUAAAUGGUUACAUGACCAAGAUAUAAAGGGAAAUAUCAUAAGUAAAUUGGGAGAAAAUGGAAUAUAUUUUCUCCAAGUU